Echinostoma caproni is the source of this 320-nucleotide messenger RNA. Lineage: Eukaryota; Metazoa; Platyhelminthes; Trematoda; Plagiorchiida; Echinostomatidae. The record is from the annotation of a GenBank genome assembly.
AAUCAACAACCGAGGGAUCAUCUCGUCGACCACGUGACCAGCAGAGACACGCGUCGGAAUCCGAACUGAUCUCCGCGAUCCGAACCAGUUCGGUCAGUCCGGCCAGACCACCCAGCGCAAUGAUCCAACGUGGUUGGCCAGAGACCGAUGUGGAUGCAGUGGACGAGAAAAUCGUUCGGAAAAGUGACUCAUUAGAUGUGAAAAAGACCAACUCUAUGGAAUCAAUACAUUCACGUCAGGAAUUGCAACGAUCACGGGACGAUCUGCAUCGGUCGAUGGAACGUCCCCGAAGUCAAGAACACGGCUCGAGAACGAAGUGA